Molecule: messenger RNA, 1712 nt
Organism: Corylus avellana
Lineage: Eukaryota; Viridiplantae; Streptophyta; Magnoliopsida; Fagales; Betulaceae
Product: P-loop containing nucleoside triphosphate hydrolases superfamily protein
Molecular function (GO): ATP binding; ATP hydrolysis activity; ATP-dependent activity, acting on DNA
Source: RefSeq, a predicted model, not a curated record
CAGUGUAGUAAAAGAGAAGAAAGAUUGGCUUCACAUUCAAAAUCUAGAAAACCCUAAACCCUAACACUCCCUCUUUCCCUCUCCGACCACUUGUCUCCCACCACCACCGUUAUACGGAAGAGCCAUGGCGGAGCUGAAACUCUCAGAGAGCCGAGAUCUAACGCGGAUAGAGCGCAUAGGAGCACACUCCCACAUCCGCGGUCUGGGUCUGGACUCGGCGCUCGAGCCCCGCCAAGUCUCAGAUGGCAUGGUGGGCCAGACUGCAGCCCGCAAGGCUGCCGGUGUCAUCCUCCAGAUGAUCAAAGAGGGCAAGAUUGCCGGACGGGCCGUCCUCCUGGCUGGCCAGCCCGGUACCGGCAAGACCGCCAUCGCCAUGGGUCUGGCCAAGUCGCUUGGCCUCGAGACCCCAUUCGCCAUGCUCGCCGGCAGCGAGCUCUUCUCGCUGGAGAUGUCGAAGACCGAAGCCCUAACCCAGGCCUUCCGCAAGGCCAUCGGCGUGCGCAUCAAAGAGGAGACCGAGGUCAUUGAGGGAGAGGUCGUGGAGAUCCAGAUCGAUCGGCCCGCAGUCGCCGGCGCUGCCUCCAAGACCGGAAAGCUGACCCUGAAGUCGACGGAGAUGGAGACAGUGUAUGACCUGGGCGCGAAGAUGAUUGAGGCGCUGGGGAAGGAGAAGGUGCAGAGCGGAGACGUGGUGGCCAUCGACAAGACCUCCGGGAAGAUCACCAAGCUCGGGAGGUCGUUCUCAAGGUCCAGGGACUACGACGCCAUGGGGCCUCAAACCAAGUUCGUGCAGUGCCCCGAUGGGGAGCUCCAGAAGCGCAAGGAGGUCGUGCAUUGCGUCUCGCUUCACGAGAUCGAUGUAAUCAACAGCAGGACACAGGGAUUUCUAGCUCUCUUCACUGGUGAUACUGGUGAAAUCCGUGCAGAAGUGAGGGAACAAAUUGACACAAAGGUGGCAGAGUGGAGGGAGGAAGGGAAGGCAGAGAUUGUACCUGGUGUCCUCUUCAUUGAUGAGGUGCACAUGCUUGACAUUGAAUGCUUUUCUUUCCUGAAUCGUGCUUUGGAGAAUGAGAUGGCUCCUAUAUUAGUUGUCGCUACGAACCGAGGGAUUACUACAAUCCGAGGCACAAAUUACAAAUCCCCACAUGGGAUUCCAAUCGAUCUCCUUGAUCGUCUACUUAUCAUCACAACUCAACCUUACACAGAAGAUGAAAUCCGCAAGAUUUUGGACAUCAGAUGUCAAGAGGAAGAUGUGGAAAUGUCUGAAGACGCAAGGUGUUUGCUGACCAAAAUUGGUGUGGAAACAUCAUUGAGAUAUGCCAUUCAUCUCAUCACAGCUGCCUCAUUGGCUUGCCUAAAGCGGAAGGGAAAGAUUGUGGAAAUGGAAGACAUUAACCGAGUUUAUCACCUGUUUUUGGAUGUGAAGAGAUCAACACAGUACUUGAUAGAGUUUCAGAGCCAGUACAUUAAUGAAACUGGAGACAAUGAAACUGGAGAUGGCGAUGAAGAUGAUGUCAAUACCAUGGUGUCUUGAAAGUUUCUGUCUGAAAUUCAACGUGUUUUUCAUCCACCUAGUUUGGAUUAACAGUAGUUUGGUAGUUUUCAAUGUGUAUGGUCUAUAUCUGCAUCUUAUGUCUCUGGAAAUGUACUUGUGCAUGUUUUAGCUGUCAGAUUCUUAUGCAUUCUAGAGAUGAGGCACCCAUUUGGAUGUA